Molecule: messenger RNA, 5533 nt
Organism: Pecten maximus
Lineage: Eukaryota; Metazoa; Mollusca; Bivalvia; Pectinida; Pectinidae
Product: potassium voltage-gated channel subfamily H member 2-like
Exons: 23
Coding region: 615-5015 (1466 amino acids)
Biological process (GO): potassium ion transmembrane transport; membrane repolarization during action potential
Cellular component (GO): membrane
Molecular function (GO): inward rectifier potassium channel activity
Source: RefSeq, a predicted model, not a curated record
UCGGUUGCAGUGUAAAGCUGUGCGGAUGAAGAUGGCGUACCUAUAUAUGUGAUGCGGUGCACGAGUCGACGCGAGUGUUUAGACAACCCUCAGUUUUGUUAUAGGGACCUAGUGUUAGUACUACAGUUAGUGUUGUGGUACGGCAGUGUGUUGUCGUGCUAUCGAGGAUACAGCGGCUGCGAGUCGAUACAACUACAGUAUAUACUACCUCGGCUACACUGCCUGGAUCUUUGUCAUUGCACGGAGUUUAUAUGAAUCAGACGAGCAGAAAUGUGGAGGCGAUGGCACGGCAGUAGUGGGGGAAAACUCCAUAGAGGCAAUGUUUAGCCAGUAACUACACCCGUGUCCGAGAUCGCCCGGGCCCCGGAGACGGAGCUUCCUUUUGGUUGAUCUGACAUCCGCUUUGGAGACCGUGUUUUGGUCCACGCCGCAGACACACAGCUUUUCUGGCUGGUGUAGAUAUCAUACAGGAUAUAUAUACUUAUUAAUAUAUAUAUGUAAUUAUUUUGUCCGUGAAGAUUUUCACCGAGAAAUCUUGGGUAGACUAAGAUAAUGGCGAAGUGCCUGAUGGGUUAGUACCUACACCUGAGUACUUAGGCGGGGAUGUUACAAACAUGCCUGUCCGGCGCGGUCACGUGGCGCCCCCAAAUAUUUUCAUCGACACUAUCAUCAGAAAAUUCGACGAACAAAAUCGUAAAUUUGUGAUUGCGAAUGCCCAAGUUGAGACGUGUCCAAUCCUCUUCUGUAACGAUGGGUUUUGUGAACUCACAGGAUCUUCUCGAGCAGAGGUCAUACAAAAGUCGUGCAUCUGCGACUUCCUGCAUGGCCCGCUCACCAGCUCCUUUGGGAUUCUGCAGAUCAAAGAUGCAUUGCAAGGGUCAGAAGAGAAGCAGGUGGAAAUUCUUUACUACCGCAAAGAUGGUUCUAAAUUCUUAUGCAGUGUUCUGACAGCCCCUGUGAAGAAUGAACAAGGGGAGGUAAUCAUGUUUAUCAUCAAUUAUGAGGAUAUCUCGGAGCAUGCCACUACUGCCAUCACCAAACCAGAAAACAAUGUCAAAAUCAGUAAAUCAGGUCGCCACCGAAGCUUCAAACUACGCCUGCCAUCAAUACGACGAGAUUUCAACAGGUUUAAGUCUUGUGGGAUGGACAAGAACCCUGACCCUGAGAACCCCCCCAUUCCUGAGGAGGCCGUCCCUCUCAAUUCCCUUCCAUACCUUGACAAUGAAAUUCCGCCAAACUCGCCAAUUUUCCGUUACAAAAAGACCGGUUCAGACAUUCCAGCCCCAAACUCCCGUACCGGUGCUUAUAUCCGACGUGCAUCCUCCAUGGAAGGCCUUGAGGGCGAGCAGUUAACACCUGCUUCAGACAUAUAUCAUAUUGCCAAUGGUCGGGCGCGGGCCUACACCGUAGGGUCAUGGACAGGGAACCAUGUGAAGUCCAACUGUAUCAAUCAAACAUGCAGUGACUCGGAACUUGCCAAACAUAGGACUAAACAGAUGACGGACAGCUCUGGAAACUUGUUAGCAGACUCUCUCCAGAUGGGCUGGACCCCCGAAAGGGACGGCGGUAUGGCAGGGUCUGGUAAAGGAGUCUUUCUUCCCAACGUUCAAAAUAUGAAGCAUAACGUGUCUGAAAAGGUGGCGCAGGGAAGUUCGGUCAAGGCCCAGAUAGAAGAAAUGGUAUUGUCGUUGGGGGCGGACGUGUUGCCGGAGUAUAAGUUACAGUCGCCCCGUAUUCAUCGCCUCACUAUCCUCCAUUAUUCUCCGUUUAAAGCCGUGUGGGACUGGAUCAUUCUUCUCCUUGUUAUAUACACAGCUAUAUUCACGCCCUACGCGGCAGCGUUCUUAUUGAGCGAAGAAAAUAGCCGCAAUCGUGAUGGCAACAAAAGUAUUGAGGUCCGCUACCAGAACCCUAUGACCAUCAUUGACUUGAUUGUUGAUAUUAUGUUUAUUAUUGACAUCCUAAUAAACUUUAGAACAACUUAUGUAAAUAAAAACGAUGAAGUGGUUAGUCAUCCGGGUAAAAUUGCUGUGCAUUAUUUCAAAGGAUGGUUUCUUAUAGACGUAGUGGCCGCUAUUCCAUUCGAUCUUCUACUGUUUGGAUCGGAGACAGAUGAGACAGCAACACUGAUUGGAUUAUUAAAAACAGCUCGUCUUCUCCGAUUGGUUAGAGUAGUUAGAAAAUUGGACAGAUAUUCCGAAUAUGGUGCAGCUGUUUUGUUGUUGCUAAUGGCAACAUUUGCACUGAUAGCCCAUUGGCUAGCUUGUAUAUGGUAUGCCAUCGGUAAUGUUGAAAGACCUCAUCUUCCUCCGCCAAAGAUAGGUUGGCUGGACCAGCUAGCGGAACAAACUCAUCAGCAAUAUGUCAAUGGGACAGGUGGACCAACAAUAAAAUCAAAAUAUGUGACAGCCCUCUACUUCACCUUCAGCAGUUUGACCUCUGUGGGCUUCGGGAACGUGUCCCCCAACACAAACUCAGAGAAAAUCUUCUCCAUUCUCAUCAUGUUGAUUGGAUCAUUGAUGUAUGCCAGUAUAUUCGGUAAUGUAUCAGCAAUUAUUCAAAGAUUAUACAGUGGAACAGCUCGAUACCAUACACAGAUGCUACGUAUAAAAGAAUUUAUCAGGUUCCAUCAGAUUCCAAACCCCCUACGACAGAGACUGGAGGAAUAUUUUCAGCAUGCUUGGUCAUACACAAAUGGCAUUGAUAUGAAUAUGGUACUGAAAAGUUUUCCAGAAUGUUUGCAGGCCGAUAUUUGUCUACAUUUGAACAAAACGCUGAUCAACAAUUGUCAGGCAUUCAAAGGUGCCAGUCCGGGAUGUUUGAGGGCACUCUCUAUGAAGUUUAAGACAACACACGUCCCACCUGGGGACACGCUACAACAUCGUGGGGACGUCCUUACAGGUCUCUACUUCAUCUCCCGUGGCUCCAUAGAAAUACUCAAGGAGGACAUCGUCGUGGCAAUACUGGGUAAAGAUGACGUGUUUGGAGAAAAUAUAUGUAAACACGAAACAAUUGGAAAGUCGAGUUGUAAUGUUAGAGCACUCACAUACUGUGAUCUACACAAGAUUCAUCGCGAUGAUCUCAUGGAAAUACUCGACAUGUAUCCCGAGUUUUCUGAGCAUUUCACCACUAACCUGGAGGUGACCUUUGACCUCCGAGAUGAGGAUUUGGUGAUCAGACGGGCCGACAACGAGAGUAGCUAUGGUGCUAGACAGAUGUUGAGGAAGAGGCGGUCAGUGAAGUCUGACCACUCCUCAGGGUCCGGCUCUCCAGAUGAAGUCAGCAAAGAAUAUAAGUUCCGCCCAUCACGAGCUCGCCGUUUACGACGGCAUGUGAACCAGUCAGAGGGCCAGAUGAUGUCUACGUCAUUUGACUCCAGCGAGGAAGAAAUCCAGGAAAAAAAAUUAAAUAGUGCCAGUCCGGGAUGUUUGAGGGCACUCUCUAUGAAGUUUAAGACAACACACGUCCCACCUGGGGACACGCUACAACAUCGUGGGGACGUCCUUACAGGUCUCUACUUCAUCUCCCGUGGCUCCAUAGAAAUACUCAAGGAGGACAUCGUCGUGGCAAUACUGGGUAAAGAUGACGUGUUUGGAGAAAAUAUAUGUAAACACGAAACAAUUGGAAAGUCGAGUUGUAAUGUUAGAGCACUCACUUACUGUGAUCUACACAAGAUUCAUCGCGAUGAUCUCAUGGAAAUACUCGACAUGUAUCCCGAGUUUUCUGAGCAUUUCACCACUAACCUGGAGGUGACCUUUGACCUCCGAGAUGAGGAUUUGGUGAUCAGACGGGCCGACAACGAGAGUAGCUAUGGUGCUAGACAGAUGUUGAGGAAGAGGCGGUCAGUGAAGUCUGACCACUCCUCAGGGUCCGGCUCUCCAGAUGAAGUCAGCAAAGAAUAUAAGUUCCGCCCAUCACGAGCUCGCCGUUUACGACGGCAUGUGAACCAGUCAGAGGGCCAGAUGAUGUCUACGUCAUUUGACUCCAGCGAGGAAGAAAUCCAGGAAAGUGGAGCAGGUAUCCUGGAGUUUACACCCAGUAAGGCCGGGCAGGAUAUUACUCCAGCUAACUUUGAAUUUGAUUCCAAGGACGACAAAAAGCGGCCAGGCUUCUCCUCGAUUGCAGCUGGAGCCCUAGCUAAUGUUAACAACCUUGUGAAUGCUGUGACUGGACGCUAUGAUCAUCAGGGCAAGAAAAUGGACCAAGAUACUGCACCUCUUCUACAGGACCAAAGUCAGAGUUCCGACACACAGCCCAAAGGGAUGUCCAGUUCCAGCAUGCCUAAGUCAACCUCGUCCAUGACCCUGCCUGUGUCCAGUCCUUCUACCCAAUCUCAGUUUGAGGAGGCUCAAGGGCAGACAACCUUCAUUCCCACGGAGACUUGUCCUGGGGACCCAAAUGACGGCCAUUCCAGUCCUCAGGAUGUCGAGAGACGACUUGACGAAUUAGCAAGGCAGCUGACAAGACUGGAGAGAAAAAUGGGUUGUGAUAUUGCCAUGAUCCUGAAUAUCCUCCGCUCACAGACUGUGGAGACCUCUCACUCACAGAUACCCUCCGACCCCCGUGUGACCCCACCCGAUGGUAAUCUCCCUCCUCCCCCAGACUACAACCAAAUCCAGGAGGAUGACGAUACCUUUGGGUAUCAGGAGACCGCAGACAAAUCAGGGAAGUCACAGGAUUCUGCAAAACAAUCCAAGAUGGUGAGUGAUACUGAGGACAGUGAGGACGGGCCGUGGAAACCCAGGACUGAUUGUGAUAUUGUUUCUCCGUUAUCAAAUAUUCCCACUAGUGACAAUUCCAUUUCCCUAUGUGAUCCGACAGACAGUACACAUUCAUCUUCAUUCAGCCAAUCACAAACUGUGUCUCCUUUGUCUGAGGCAGUUUCUCCAAUCAGCCAAUCAGAAGAUCCAGCUCAAUCUCAAAUCAGCCAAUCACAAUCGUCCUCUCUGUCGCCGACGACACGGCGUCGUUUGGGUAUACCUGACGGAGUGGACAUGAGAAACACGAUUGUUUAGUUAUAUUGUUGUUAUUUUUAGUUAUAAUUAUUCGUUGGCACUCUUAACUUUACAUUUGUUCUUAUCCAGACAUUGGCCAAAAUAUUGACUUACGAGAACGUAUGCUGAGGUUUACUACUGUACAUCACGUUAACUUAGAUACAGAGCUUUUUCAGUGUUCAUUCUAAAACAAAUACAGAUCUGUAACAGUGAGAAAUAUUGCAAAUGAUCGGAGCUAAAUCUUUAGAAAAAAAAAUAUCCAUAAUGCAAAAUCUUUAUACGUAGAGACAAGCAAAUAUAACAUUAACAUAGCAUUAUAAAAUUGAUAGAAAUAGUUUACAAUUACAAUAAUUAUCUAUGUUCUAGACUUUAUAUACUAUUUAGCAAAUACAAUGCAAAAAGUGAGUUGUGGUUGUUAACUGUAAGGAUAACUAAUGUAAAAGACGAGUGGUAUGUUUGCCUCAAAGACAAUGUGAUAUCUGUAUAACGUAGUACUGAAAGUAGUCUCGGUUUUAGUUAUGUAUUCCAUUGUUAUCUUA